Cynoglossus semilaevis (tongue sole) is the source of this 6987-nucleotide messenger RNA. RefSeq names its product SUN domain containing ossification factor (gene suco). NCBI's taxonomy places the organism in Eukaryota, Metazoa, Chordata, Actinopteri, Pleuronectiformes, Cynoglossidae. Bases 232 to 4488 code for a protein of 1418 amino acids. The transcript is spliced from 24 exons. Gene Ontology annotation, cellular component: cytoplasm; membrane. Gene Ontology annotation, biological process: regulation of bone remodeling; protein folding in endoplasmic reticulum. The record is from RefSeq and is a predicted model, not a curated record.
CAGCUAGCCGUCAUCAGCAGUUGGCAGUUAAAGCUGAAAAGGAGGUGGAGAAGUUCCACACAAUGAAAAUUAGCGCACCUCCUCUAAGUGUAGGUCAUAUAUAUAGAAAAUUAACGUGUCUGUAAUUUUGACAUUAGCGUAGACAUCAGGCUUUUUUCGGUGUACUGUGUAGCAGUGAGAGAUCAGAAAAGCCUCCCAAAGAGCGAGGAUGUUGGUCCCCGCGGGAAGAUAAUGAAGAGGCUGCGCGUUUUGUUGCUGUGCCUCGUUGUAGCUCUUCUGUGCUGGUACCCCUGUCAAAAUGUGUUUUGUACAGAGCAGAGCUUGUCUGGCCCAGGUCAGUCUGCCAGGGACAACAGCCCUGAUGGCCACGAGCAGGAGCUGGACUCCGAACAACACAAGGUGGCGGAUGAGUGGACAAUACAGACAUCAUAUGAUGUGGGACUGGAGACGGAGAGAGCAGUAUUAGAGAAACUCGCAACACAAAAUAAUAAACAUCAAGAACAGACUGUGAAUCCUCAAGUAGCUGAGGUGGAGGAGACCAAGCAUGGACUAGAGUCUGACACAGCAUACAUCGUCCCUGAACCAGAACCUCACUCAGAGCCACAGAAGCAUUCGGACCCACAGACAGACCACCAGGAAAUUAUACAAGAACCUGCAUUACCGACCCUGAAUCCCGAACCAGUUCCUGCACAUGACCAGGAGGUCACAGAUUCUGAACCCCAAACAGAAGUCAUCAGUGAUCCUCCUGCUGCACAUCUGGUCCCAAACCCAGUCACAUCCGCUGAUGAAGCAGACAACACACCUACCUCAGAGAGUGCAAGCCCAGCCCACACAGGUGCAGUGUGGGUUGCCAGUGGAGGAGAUGAACUCCCAGUAGACACCUUUGUUUGUGCUGAGCACUCUGAUUCACAGUGUGGGGUUAUUCCCCCCGAACUGGCAACCUGUGAAAAACCCCCUUUUGGCACCAUUUUCCCAAGUGUUGACGAGGCUGACAAAAAAGAACAGCGGUCCGAUCAGAACAGCAGUUCAACUUCUGAAACAGAGGCUACACUUGGCCAAGAGAACCUGGACCAACAACAACAGAAAGAGCAGAAGGAUGAAGUGUCAGAUUUGGUCCAGGAGAGUAACACCACCCAACACCAUCAUAAAGAACAGCUGGAAGGAGAUGAGGGUAUCGCCAAAGAGACUGAUCCCUCGGUACCAAGCAAAGAUGAUAUACCCACCUUUGAUGAGUGGAAGAAGCAGGUCAUGGAGGUGGAGAAGGAAAAAAGUCAGUCUCUUCAUACUUCAAGCAACGGCAGCCCCCAUCCUGUGAAGAAGGUCCAGAAAAACUUCAAGAACAACUAUGCUUCUGUGGAGUGUGGUGCCAAGAUACUUUCUGCUAACAAUGAGGCUAAGAGCACUUCAGCUAUUCUAAUGGAAAACAUGGAUCUUUACAUGCUAAAUCCUUGCAGCACCAAAAUCUGGUUUGUCAUUGAGCUCUGUGAGCCUAUUCAAGUCAAGCAGCUGGAUAUUGCAAACUUUGAACUUUUCUCAUCCACACCUAAAGACUUUUUAGUGUCCAUCAGUGAUAGAUAUCCAACCAACAAGUGGGUAAAGCUUGGUACGUUCCAUGCCCGUGAUGAGCGUAUUGUCCAGAGCUUCCCACUGGAUGAGCAGUUGUAUGCUAAAUAUGUGAAGAUGUUCAUCAAGUACAUAAAGGUCGAACUUCUCUCACACUUUGGAUCUGAGCACUUCUGCCCACUGAGUCUGAUCAGGGUGUUUGGCACUAGUAUGGUGGAGGAGUAUGAGGAAAUAGCAGAUUCUCAGUACCCUUCAGAGAGACUGGAGUACUUGGAUGAAGACUAUGACUAUCCUCCCGGUUACCAACCUUUAGAGGACAAGGCCACCAAAAACCUUCUAGGCUCAGCAACUAAUGCUAUUAUAAACAUGGUAAACAACAUCGCUGCUAACGUGCUGGGGGGCAAGGCAGAGCUGGAGGGGGGAGCAGACACAGGAGGUAACACAACCACCGAUGUAGAAGAUGUAAAGGAAACAAAGGGGAACUCCGAGGUCAAAGCUACGGAAACGGAAACACCUCGAAACUCUGCAGAUCUGGAUCCUUCAAAUCAAGAAAGUCCCACUCAGAAGUCCAAUGUCUCCAGUGACUCUUCCACACAACCUCCUCCUUCCUCUUCUGUCUCACACGAGGAAAGACAAAUUGUCACACUGGUGGAAGAGGAGGAAGAUGAAGAGCCAAGGCAGUCUACUGUCACUCUGUUGGAGGAGGAUGGGGAGGAAGAAGAGGAAGAAAAGAAAGAGCAGGAGACAAGGAGGGAGGCAGACAAGAACCAGUGGGAAAGCCAGAAAUACUGUCCUUUCUCUUCUUUCUCCUCCCUGUCCUUGUCCUGCAUGGUGACCCUACCGGAGUUGCUCCAUCGCUGGUGCUCUGCUCGGCUGUCGAAGGAGAGACUCCGCAGCCUCAGGCGAAAACGGCUGAGCUCUCAAACACAGACAAACUCCCAAUCAGGAAACUCUGCCCUCACAGACACACCACCACAAAUCCCUGGCCCUGUCUCCACAAUUCCACAAGAGUUUAUCCCCCUCACAGAAAAAAUCCUGGAGCCUGACAUGUCUUUGGGUGAGGGGCACACCACUGACACACAUCUCCAUACUCACACACCUGACACACACACACCAGAGUUCAGCAUCCACCUAGAGCCAAGUAGGUCCUCCACCAUCCUUCCUCACAGUUUCUCAAACAUCCAAGGCUCUGUGAUGCGACCGACGCCAACACACGAGGAGAAGCUGCUACCUCCCAUCAAAGACGCAGCAUUAGACCCAGUUCUAACUCCACCUCUUCAAAUAGUCUCAAUCCCAGAGACACAACAGGCCAGCAGUGCCUCCCCUACCCUAACUUUUAGUUCUCCUCCACAACUUAUGCCUUCUGAGACGACCACGCCUGGUGUUGUAGUUCCUCCUGUCAAGGAGCAGCCAUUUCAGCCUCUUCCGACAGCGUCAAGGCCUGAGGACUUCAUCCCUCCUCCCACUGAACUACCACCACCACUGACAGAUACCAAAACAGACACAAUAAAUUCAGGUGAUGGUGGAGACUCCCAGAGACAAACCGUUCAGGUGUCUCAGUCUCAGGGGGAGCUGGGGCACUCUGUCACUAAGGCGGUGGAGCAGCCUCAUCGAGUUGAUGACACAGCAGAUGAGGACCUUCUGAACACAAAUGGGAAUGGCAUCGCCCAGCGAGCUGCUACCGACUUCUAUGCAGAGCUGCAGAAUGGGGCAGAAUAUAACGGCGGAACGGUGAACAGCAAUGGUGUGUUCUUGAACGGAGGUGCCGUGCAUGGAUCCAGCCAAAAGGAGAGUGUGUUCAUGAGGCUCAACAACCGCAUCAAGGCUCUGGAGAUGAACAUGAGUCUCUCCAGCAGAUACCUAGAGGAGCUCAGCCAGAGGUACCGUAAACAGAUGGAAGAGAUGCAGAAAGCUUUUAACAAAACCAUCAUCAAACUACAGAACACCUCCCGCAUUGCCGAGGAGCAGGACCAGAAACAGACAGAGUCCAUCCAGCUCCUCCAGGUCCAACUAGAGAAUGUCACGAAACUGAUGAUCAAUCUGACUGCUGCAGUCAGUCAGUUGCAGAGAGAGGUAUCUGAUCGUCAGAGCUACCUGGUGGUGUCUCUGGUUCUUUGCCUGUGUCUGGGCCUCCUGCUGUGUCUGCAGUGCUGCUGCAGCUCCUCCCCAAACACUAACACCUCUGUGGCUGCUCUUCCCAAAAGCAAUCACUAUCCAAGUCCCAAAAGAUGCUUCUCCUCCUAUGAUGACAUGAGCCUGAAGCGUAGGGUCACCUGUCCACUGGUUCGUUCCAAGUCGUUCCACUUGACCUCUAGCGAAGUAGGUCCAGAUGACUUGUACAUUGUAGAACCUCUAAGGUUUUCUCCAGAGAAAAAGAAAAAACGCGGCAAGACAAAGUCAUUGGACAAGGUUGAGGCUGUCGUGGCAUAUAAUCCCUCAGAUUUGCCUCAGAUAAAUGGAGGCCCUAAAUGUAAUGGCUUCCACCCCUGCCUCCCGGCCCCUCCUCCUCCUCCUCUUCCUCCCCCUCCCCUACCAAUGCCUCCCCCUUCCUACACCAGGGAGCUGUUGCCAUUACCCCCUUGCGCCUCAAAAGAGCUCCCCUCUGAGCCGAGCAGCUGCAGCUCAUCCACCCACUCCGAGGAGUCCUACACAAACUCCAUCCCCCCUCCCUCUCCUACGUUUCCAAUGGCUGGCCUGUGCAACAGCCACUGCCUGAGCAGCAGCAGCCUCCAGCAGCCCCCCCUAGUGUCACGCCAGGAGAAACGCUCCACCAAGAGGAGGAAGUCACGGCAGACAGAGCUGACUUUCCCAAACAUGCCAGGGGGGAACAUCCCUUCUCUGCCCACCCUGCAUCAGCUGAUCAAGGGGAACAAGGAGAUCAGUGUUGGGACCAUCGGUGUGACGGCUGUCAGUGGACAAGUUUAAAAUAUACUUCACACCUACACAACCUUCUACCCACUUACAAACGAAUACACUGUCUGACUGUACGGCAGACCAGCACACUUGUCAGGAUCUGAAGCCCACAGACCAAAUUUCCUCUGAACACCUAAGAUUAUAGAAGCAGCUGCUCAUCAUCCCUCCUCCCUCCCCCGUCCUCUCCUGUCAAAGACCUGUUUACGGUUAUGUGCCUUUAUAUCUGUUCAAAACCUUUUUUAGGCCAAAUGCCUGACAUUCACUUGUUAGUGUGGGUAAAAAGACUCUGUGGAGCGAAUGAUGUGUUUAACGUGUUCUUUUAGCCCCUCUAGUGGGAAGCACAUUGACCACAGCUCUAUUUUUCCUUUCUCUACACUUAAGUACCAUUUUCAGGAUGAAAUGUGUGUCUGGGAGAAUUCUUGUGCACGACUAACGACUAAGUUCUUUUCUCCGCUGUCGUUCUUAUCUUAUUGAUUCUAUCUCGGCGUUGCAUCUAGGUGUGGGACCAGUGUUAAACUCUUUCUGUCUCUCGUCAGUCUGCCGUCGACCGACCAUCAGAGCUACAUGAAGAAAAUGAAUGAAUUUACUUAUUGUGGUUAAUCUGUCAGAAUGUUGUAGUUCUUUCACCACAGUGUCUGUUCAAUAUCUUAAUACAAACAGUAAAGCAGCAGCAGAUUCCACAUGUUUUACCAAUUCCAAUGUAACAAACAGUAAUGAUAAUCCAUUUGGGCCGGGCCUGAAACGAUUGCUCAUGCAUCACUUAACAAAAAAAAAAGUAUUCUUUUCAACAGCAGGUAUUGUGACAGUGAGGAUGCUAAUGUUCAGAGUGCGCAUUGCAAAUUUGAGCCUUUUUUUUCCCCUUCCGUUUUACGUUUUUUUUUUCUCUCUUCCAACUAAGACCUCCUCUCAUUACUAAUGGGCUUCAUUAGAAUUAUCCUUACAGCUGAUGUAGGACCUUUUCUCUUUAUUCCUCCUGAUGGAGGACACUGGGUAGGAGGGCUGAAUGUUUACACUUGUCUUUAACAUGUACACUGUCAUAUACUGGGACCUUGCAGCCUCGUCUGACAGACCAGUUUUAUUUAUCUAUUUAUUUAUUUAAAUGACUACAGAUGGUUCUAAAGCAGGUACUGGGUUGCCAGUCUCCUAAUCAGUCAGAGUCGCAGCAGUUUUCCCCACAUAUAAUACAUUACAUGCUCUGACUGACACUGAGUCGUAUUAGAUUAUGACCACAUAACUUUUUUUUCUUUUUUAAUUCAUUCAACAGCUUUUACUGCUGUUUCCUCAGCCUGGCCUUUUGCGACAUCCAUAACAGUGUUCAGUUUCUCUUGCACGCCCUUAUAACAAUACAUGACAUAUAUCUACCAAGACAAAGAUGUGAGUCAAUAUUGGUCAGGAAGACUAGAAUCUUCAGGCUGCUGCUUUUAUGUUUGAUCAUGGGGAAGGGACUAAUCAGAGUCUUUGUCUCGUCUGUUUCAUCGUCUGUCUGAUCAUUUUUAACAUUCAUUAUGUUCAUGAUUUUGUGAAUUGCCCAAAUGUAACAUUCAUGCUGUCAUUAAAAUUAUUGAUGUGUAAUUCACAGUUUUUUUUUUUUUAUAAUAAAAUUUAAACUAGCUGUUUCUCUUUGUAUGAAGUCUCUGAUUGGCUCUGGGUGGUUGGACCGUUGCACAGUUUGGCAGAGACAAAAAACUUUUCCUUCUUUUCCUGAUGUAGGCCUUACUUUUGUUUUCUUUCCUGACCAGUUGUUACAUCUCACUCCUUUCUCUCCACGAGUCCUCGUCCUUCAGGGUGACCUCUGAACCCAUUGCACGACAUUCUCUACAACUGUGAAGAUUUUAUUUUACCCUUGCUUUUAUUAACCACUUUAUCACGUUUCUAUUGGGAUUUAAAACAUGGGUACUGGUCAUGUUUCUACACCUCUGAUGAACUGUCUUUAACUGUUAUUCAAAUUGUAUGACCGACAAGUCACUGUUCAUCUUUCUUGGCGUGUGGCUCACUUUAAAUGAGGAGUGUUGUCUGUGAAAAGAACUAAAUGUUAAAUAAGUAAAGGGAACACAACGAGGAUGGGUAUAAUGUGGAACACUGAUGAUGUGAUUGAUUGUGUAACACAAAGUGAUCUAUUCAUGGGGCUGUUUUUGAAAGUGUACUAUCUUAUGUUGUUGUGUGAUUCAACCUGUAUGCAUGUGAGACGUUUCUGUUGUUGAUCAGAGUGUGUGACUGUGUUAUGAGAAAGACUACUUCAAUGAAUCUACUUAUCCUCAUAACACAGUAUGUAGGAAAGAAAUUCUCAGAGCUCAAUGUGCACUUUGUAUGACUCCUGGUGUCUUUCUUUGUUAUUUUCUACCUUGUAUGUCAAGUGUUAUAUCUUUCAUUUUCUUUCCCUUUUACUCUGUGGGUACUCUAAAGAACUGCACAGUAUUUUUUUCAAGCAGGAGUGAGUUACUGCAAAAAAAGAAAAAAAAAUUGUAGUGCCAUUAGAAACUGUGAAUUUAAUAAACCUUUUGUUGUCUUUAA